AUGGAGAUUGAGGAUGUGAAAACUUCAAGCCGAUUAUUCCACAAGUCUUCAUUCAGCAUCAGCAGCCUGUUGUGGAGACGAGAAGGAGUGAUGGGUGACCAGGAGUCUCCUUCUCAGUCCCAGAAAGUGCGCCCUAGCCAGCUUGCAAAAGCCAGCCAUGAUCAAAACUUUGAAAAGUCAAAAGAAUGCGCCAAAGUGGAAACCAAAGCGGGGACUGUAACUGGGAGACGAGAAGGAAAUAAGGAAGAAUCGAGGAAAACCGGUGGAGCAGAAGAAAGCGUCAAACCCGAAAAACCUCCUUUUAGUUACAACGCGCUCAUCAUGAUGGCGAUCCGCCAAAGUCCCGAAAGACGGCUCACGCUCAACGGCAUCUAUGAGUUCAUCAUGGAAAACUUUCCGUACUACCGGCAAAACAGACAAGGGUGGCAAAAUUCAAUCAGGCACAACCUGAGCCUAAACAAGUGUUUCGUGAAAGUGCCGCGCCACUACGACGAUCCCGGCAAAGGCAACUACUGGAUGCUGGACCCCUGCAGCGAGGACGUCUUCAUAGGUGGCACAUCGGGAAAACUGCGGCGCAGAGCCGCAGCUGGCUCCAGGGCCAAGCUCGGGCUGAAGAGAGGAGGCGGUCGUGUGAUGCCCACGGGCACUGCAACCAGCGUCACUCUGGCCGCAGCCAGUUCGUUUUACUGGCCGGUUCCGCCGUUUCUACCUCUCCAAGCGCCGGUGCGUACCCACCUUGGCGCGGGGACAUAUCUGAGCGCGCACCCUCGCUUCUCCAACCACGCCACGUCGGUGGUCUCACAGCGGGCCCGACUGAGCGCAAACGCUGCGGACGCUGACCGGUUCUUGCAGACGCACCAGGAGAUGUCUUACAUCGGACUCAGUUGCGCGCAGUCCCGUCGCCACCAGAUCGGCGCCGCGUGCACCGCCUUCUCCGCCUCCAUUCCCGCGUGCACGCUGCCGCUGACAGACCCGUGCUCUUUUAACAUGAUCUCGGGACAAGCCAGCUACUUUUACUCUCACCACAUACCGUGCGCCGCCACGUUUAGUCAAGAGGAGUGCGCCACCUCCAAGACACCAGGGGCGACGUUUUUACCCAAGAGCGGUCACUCAGACCUCGGGGGAUGCUGCGGUGACUUUUCAAAUUACUGCCCUCAAGUCAGCCCGAGCCCGUCGUCUUGGAAUAUAGAGAAAUAG
Molecule: messenger RNA, 1197 nt
Organism: Neolamprologus brichardi
Lineage: Eukaryota; Metazoa; Chordata; Actinopteri; Cichliformes; Cichlidae
Gene: foxg1c
Product: forkhead box G1c
Biological process (GO): regulation of transcription by RNA polymerase II
Cellular component (GO): nucleus
Molecular function (GO): sequence-specific double-stranded DNA binding; DNA-binding transcription factor activity
Source: RefSeq, a predicted model, not a curated record